Messenger RNA from Dendronephthya gigantea, 2851 nucleotides. Its product is annotated as transmembrane 9 superfamily member 2-like. The record is from RefSeq and is a predicted model, not a curated record. Gene Ontology annotation, cellular component: membrane. The coding region runs from base 109 to 2079 and encodes 656 amino acids. Lineage: Eukaryota; Metazoa; Cnidaria; Anthozoa; Malacalcyonacea; Nephtheidae. The transcript has 20 exons. Gene Ontology annotation, biological process: protein localization to membrane.
UGCGGGACAUUUUCAGCUACGUGGCUGAUUUACCCAGCAUUCAUCGCCGAGUAUCUGAUUCUGUUGUCUGUUUUACUUUCUCUAAAUGAGGGAUAAAUUCGUAAAAAGAUGAAGAUUAUGGAGCCAUUAAAAGUUUAUUAUACCUGGACGUUUUACUUGUUGUUUUUACAUACAACAUAUUGUUUCUACCUACCUGGUUUAGCUCCAGUUUCCUACUGUAAAAAGCAAGAUUCGAAUGUCGAAAUGAAGUGCAAGAGUCAUAUACCUCUAUUUGUCAACCGGCUAGAUUCUGUGGAGACCAUCAUCCCAUAUGAAUACAGCAGAUUUGAUUUUUGUUCUGCUAAUAAGAAAGAUUAUGCCCCAUCUGAAAAUCUUGGUCAGGUUGUCUUUGGUGAACGAAUUGAACCAUCAGGAUAUAAUUUAACUUUCCAAGAGAGGAGCUGUAAAGUACUAUGUACAAAGAAUUAUAAAAAAGAUGAGGUCAACGGUGAAAAGCUGAGCUUCAUAAAAAACGCAAUACGAUUGAAUUACCAACAUCACUGGAUAAUCGAUAACAUGCCUGUGACAUGGUGUUAUCAAGUGAGUACCAGUGACUCACAAAAGGUUUACUGUUCAACUGGAUUUCCUAUUGGUUGUUAUGUGGAUAGCCAAGGAACUCAAAAAGAUGCAUGUGUUAUUGAGCCAAAGAUUUAUAAUGAAAAGGACACCUACUAUUUAUUCAAUCAUAUAAAAAUAACAAUAGAAUAUCAUAGUGGUAGCGGUGAAGACUGGGACGGGGCGCGUUUGAUAUCUGCUAAAGUUUGGCCGAGCAGUUGUAAAGAUGGAUGCGGGCCGAAACCCUGCAAGGCUCCAUUGAGUAUUAAAUCAACAGAGUCUGGUGACCGCAGUAUACCUUAUACUUACGAAGUAGAAUUUACGAUGAACAACAAGAUUAAGUGGGCAUCACGUUGGGAUUACAUUUUGGCGUCCAUCCCUCAUACCAGCAUUCAAUGGUUCAGCAUUAUGAAUUCAUUGGUGAUUGUCCUCUUCCUAUCUGGUAUGGUGGCAAUGAUUAUGUUGAGAACUUUACACAAAGAUAUCGCUCGAUAUAAUCAACUAGAAACCUCGGACGAUGCACAGGAAGAGUUUGGCUGGAAACUUGUUCACGGUGAUGUGUUCCGUCCACCUGGAAAAGGCAUGUUACUCUCUGUGAUGUUAGGUACUGGCACACAGGUUGUCACGAUGACUUCAAUAACACUCGUGUUUGCAUGUCUUGGAUUUCUGUCACCGGCAAACCGUGGGGCUCUCAUGACCACCGUAUUGGUCUUGUUUGUUUGUCUUGGUGGACCUGCUGGAUAUGUUGCAGCAAGAAUCUAUAAAUUAUUUGGUGGUGAACGAUGGAAAACGAACGUCCUUAUGACUUGCUUCUUGUUUCCAGGAAUCAUCUUUGGAAUUUUCUUUGUAUUGAAUUUGGUUUUGUGGGCUAAACAAUCUUCUGCUGCUAUUCCAUUUGGAACAUUAGUUGCGUUACUAGCCUUGUGGUUUGGAAUCUCUGUACCCUUGGUAUUUGUUGGAGCUUACUUUGGUUUCAGAAAGCCAGUGAUCGAACUGCCAGUGCGUACUAACCAAAUCCCUCGUCAAAUUCCGGAACAGAGUUUCUACAGUCGCGCAGUUCCUGGGAUUAUUAUGGGAGGUGUUUUACCAUUCGGAUGCAUCUUCAUUCAACUUUUCUUUGUCCUCAAUAGCAUCUGGUCCCAUCAGAUAUAUUACAUGUUUGGAUUUCUAUUGGUUGUUUCUGCGAUUUUGAUUGUCACAGUUUCAGAAACUUGUAUCUUACUCUGCUAUUUCCAUUUGUGUGCCGAGGAUUAUCAUUGGUGGUGGAGGUCGUAUCUUACUGGUGCAUGUACAGCAAUAUAUCUCUUCAUGUAUUCAAUUUAUUAUUUCCAUAAAUUGACUAUUGUUGGAACUACAAGCUCUGUUUUAUACUUUGGUUAUACUUCCAUUAUGGUCAUACUUUUCUUCCUCUAUACAGGAACCAUCGGAUUCUUUGCCUGCUUUUUCUUUGUCCGCAAGAUCUACAGUGCUGUUAAAGUCGAUUAGAAGUGAUUAAUAAUACAUCGUUGAUUGGAACUAAUUAAUCAUUAUACUGUGGAUUGUUUAGUUAUAUACUGUAUGUAUAUAUACCCAAUUUUUGAGAACAAUUGUUUUCGGACUUGUCAAAUUUUUAGCUCAACUCAAAGCGCAGUACUAUAGCGGAUUAAGACCGCUUGCUGCGCUAAAUUGGAUUGAAAGAAGUUGCGUUAAAUGAUUCUGAGAAAUCUUGUCAAUUAAUACAAGAAAGAAAAUAAUCUUCAGAAGCGGCAAUAGUUCAAUAUUCUCAUCAAAAUUCGAAGAGCAUGUUCAGACAUCGCAGAUAUCUUCUCAUCAUAUAUUCUGCCUUAUACAUGCAUAAAAGAGAAUCCUAUAGAAUUAUAUUCUGGUAAGCGAAAUCAUGCAUGUGAACACCGCCGACAAUAAUUUCAAACCUGAGCCCGUUCAUUCAAUGGAUGGGAGUGACAAGAGGAUUUUUUAUGCUUCGAUAUAAUUUAUCCAAAGAAGAGAAUUAUUUUACGCGCCUUCUCAGACUGUCAUAGCUCAUAGCUGCAUGAGAUUUUAUUGGGGCAAACGGAGUGUAGUUUAGAUCAUUGUAUGGAACAUAAUUCAGUUAAAUUUUAGUGCGCCCAUAUAAGUAUACUCAGCUAAAGCGGUUUUUUGUUAUCUAUAUUUAUUUUGUUAGCUAAAAUAAACUUAAAAGUCCAAGAACUGAAUUCUGGUGACUUCAUAUCUGUUCUUUAGAAAGGCAUGUGGGAUACGAGCUCUGCAUCAUGAGAGU